AGAGGGGCCAGUUUGGUGAGAUCAGUCAAGGACAACCAUUUAUUCUGCUCCAUUGUAACGUGGAUUACUGCUAUUCCCUCCCACCAUUGCCUUGACAAUGUCAGUGGUGGAAAUGGAUACAUCCCUGGGAUUGUCACCUUCAAGCCAAACACUUUGUCUGCUGCAGAGUCCAGAAUUCUACAUCACUUGCACCCCGGUUUCCCAGAGGAAGACACCAUCUGUUGAUGGGGACGGGCCAUUAACAACCUCUAUCCCUAGCCAUUCAGAAUUCCUCGCCUUGCCUCCAGCUCCAAGUGCUGAACAAACAGAGAUUAAAAACAUGCAUGAGAUGGAAGUUGAGCACUUGAUGCCUCGGGAUGCCUAUAAGGGUACUAAAGAAAACCAAGACCCAUCAUUCCUUCCUUUAUCACACCCUGACUUGCAGCAGCCUCUGCACUGCAUUGACACUGGAAACCUAAGACAGACGUCUGCUUCUGACAAUGACAGCUUGGGGGGCAUCCACCUGGGUCUGGAAGAGAAAGGAACACUGGACAGUUUGAAGGUGUCCACUAUUGACUUUCCAGAUAUCACUACAUUGGUGGCAGAUAUUCACCUUCCUCAACUCUUCAAAUUCCUCACAGGCCUAGAUCAAUACCAAGAUUCAACAGUAACUGAAUCUAAAGACUCCACAGUUGUCUGGAGGGAUCAGGCCCAAGAAAACUCCAGAGUCAUCAGUGGGUCCUCUGACCAGGUGAAAAAGAAAGACCAUGACACCUCUGAGUUGAUUGAUGGAGCUCCUCAUGCCAAAAUCCCAAACUGGGAUCUGGUGGUGGGAGAAGGGUCUAUGGCCAGUGUUGGGGUCAGUGGCAGGGCUAUUGACAACAUGGCUAAGGACUUGGAGGGGAAAGCUCCCAAAGUGUCACCCAUCAUGCCCAGCAGAGCUAGGGGACAAGGGCAAGACAAGACCAAAUGGACCACAGAAAAUAAUUCCAAGAAAAUAGAGGAGCUCAAGAAGUCAAGGAACAGAGCCAAAGCUGAAAAGAAGCCCACCAUCCCCAAGACCAAGAUAAAGAGGGAUCUACCUGAGCUUAGCCACAGCAGCUUUAAAAAGCCUAGAACCCACCUUGGCAUGCACAUGCUGGAGUCUGUGCAGGUCUUCCAUCCUCUGGGGAAGAAGAGUGAGAAGAAACCUGCUACCACUUCUUCCCAGCAUCUGGGAACUUCUAGCAGCAACAAAUAUCCCGGGCCAGGCCCAGCCACAACAGUACUACAGGAUAUGGCUCAUGAGUGCCAGGGCCCUGACGAAACUCCAGGCAAGGUUCAGAGAGCAGAGAGCAGUGCUCUCAAGGAGUGUCCAUCUCAGUCUCAGUAUGAGGUGCCCCCAGCUGGGAAGGUCAGGUUAGUACCUCUGCCUUUCCCAACCCAGGACCAGCCUCAAACCAGACCUGUUUCUAGAAAGCCCCUCAAUCUGGCUUCACACAGGCCCACUACAGCUUACUCUGAGAGGUGUCAUUUUCACUCAGCUCAGCUUACCACACUCAAGCCAUCCCAACCACCUUCUAUCAGCAAAUCUUUGAUGGCUUCUGCCAAGCCAGCUCUGCCAAUUUCUUCCAGUGCCAUGCGAUCUAAUGUAACCAACAUCAUCCACAUUAGCACUGUGCCUCAAUCAGGCACCUUGAGGCCUACAUCCUAUAGAGAGCCAUCUCAGACUUCCCUCCAGAGGGAGCUUCUUUCUGCUGCCAAGAACAACGUGCCAGCACCUCUUGAACCUCAAACUCAAUAUCUGUUGCAAGACUUCAGCCGCCAACCCAUUCCAUGGAGAAAAGUUGACAUUCUGGGACCAGUUGUCUCACAGCCCAUCACAAAAGAGCAGAGGCCAGAGAGGGAGGCCAUGAAGAGGAGGGCCCAACAGGAGCGAGAGAAUGCUGCCAAGUACACCUCUCCUGGGAAACUGCAGCUUUUUCUCCAGAGGGAGAAAGAUAUGGAAAUUUCCCGAUACUAUGGCUAUGCAAUGUAAGAGCUGCCCAGAUAUUUCAGUGUGGA
This is a messenger RNA of Mus musculus (house mouse), 2022 nucleotides long. Its product is annotated as RIKEN cDNA 4930433I11 gene. The record is from RefSeq and is marked validated. The transcript is spliced from 2 exons. The coding region runs from base 98 to 1996 and encodes 632 amino acids. NCBI's taxonomy places the organism in Eukaryota, Metazoa, Chordata, Mammalia, Rodentia, Muridae.